AUGAGCAGUCCUACGCCAGACCCUCGAAGCUGGACGCCGUCACCGGAGAGGACAACGUCCCCUUCGACAGAUAGCCGGCCGACCAAGACCCACAUCAACCCUUUCGUGUGGCUCAUCAUCAUCGUGGUCUUGGUCGUUGUCAGCGCUGGCUUUGCACUCAUCACCAUGCGAAAGGCAGAGUACGCCGCAAAAUUGGCCCAGGACCCCGUUUGCCGAAGCCACGACUGCUUGGAGCACGCUUCCCACCUUAGGAUCUCCAUGGACACCAACGCCAAUCCCUGCAAGAACCUCUACAACUACGUCUGCACUUUCUGGUACAGAGACUACAGCUACAAGGACCCCCAAGACAUUGAGACGAUGCUUACCGACAACAUCCUCCACACCCUUACCUCUGGGAACUUGGACUUGCAGAGUAAAGCAGUAGCCAGGGCGUUCCGAAUGUUCCAGUCGUGCAUUCAUAGGAAGGACGACCUGGACGCUUUCAAGCGAUUUAUCACAGACAUGAGAAUUCCAUGGCCUGAAGAACCAUUACGUGAGGCCAAUGCUCUCGACGUCCAUUUGCAGCUUCUCAUCCGCUGGAGGAUUUCUUUCUUCUUCAGAAUUAAAGUGGUUCCAUCAAGAAAUAAUAAACAGCCCGUUCUAGUCGUAUGGAAAGCCAUGGAGGUACAAUCAUGGAAGCACCUUCGUAAUGCUGAAGCGCACGCCGUGCCAUACUACGCUGCAAGGGUGCGGCAGUUCGCCUAUGCCUUAGGACACAGCGAGAACCUCAGUGACAGUUACGUCUAUCAGCUGCGGAAGGAUGAACUGAACGUCAUGACGCUUGUAGAACACGGAAGAAAGUAUCCGUUUUCGGAGCAUUUCUUCGGUCUUCAUCAAAUCCAGAAUCACACCAAAAACGUCACUACCGAAGAAUGGGUCUCUUUCAUCAACUCAAACUUACCACCUGAAUUACACCUUACCACCCACUCUAUGGUAGUUGUCCAUAGUCUUCCAGUGCUACACAUGCUCGGCAGGAUACUUGAGAUGGUACCUAACGAGCGUCUCCUCGUGUUACUGGGCUGGAUAUUCGUUCAAGAAUACGCCUGGAUGGCAUCAACUAACUUCGACAUAGUCACAUGGGGAAGCAAGCGGCAAGCUGAACAACACGCACCUGCAUUCUGUUUGCGACAGAUCGAGGACGCAUUCGGAAUUCUGCCUUGGGCGUCAUUCAUAUACAAGAACUUUCCAAAAACAGAGCGCGAUAAGGUGAACUCUGUCUUGGACAAUAUUGCAAGUACCAUUCAAGAGAUGCUCGAACGGUCUACAAUCAUCAGCAACGCCACGAAGCAGACAGCAAGCGCUAAACUUCAAAACGUGAAGCGUAUUCUUUGGCCUACGGAAACCUUCUUCAAUGAACAAGAGCUCGACGUCCUGUACUUGAGUUUCGAUCCAGCGAACGGAACUUUCUUCCAAGACUGGGUCCGAUCUAUGACAGACCUAGGCAAGCUUCUUGGUCACAACGAGUAUAUGAACUUGUACAGCAAGACCAUGAGCGACAAGGAGUUCGGUCCCAUAGUUUACCUGUAUUAUUUUAAUAUCCUUAAGCUGUCUAUGGCUGAACUUAUAUCCCCGCUUUACUAUCGCCAUGGCAACAUGGCGAUGACCUACGGUUCCUUGGGGACAUUGUAUGCAGUGUUCUUGAGCAAAUUUAUUGAUUCGCUCGGCCGUCAGAUCGAUGACGAAGGCCAAAAGAGAGAUUGGUGGGAGCCGCCUGUGUCCCAGAAGUGCAAAUCUUACGGUGAUAGAAGAAUGACCGAUCUGUUUGGAUUCGAGACCUCUUUCGAUGCAUUCAAGACAGCCCUCUUUGGGCAAAAGAACAAGGCAUUGAACUCUAGACUGGAUACCCUAAACAUGUAUACCGGAGAGCAGAUAUUUUUCCUAUCCGCUUGCAGACCUCUUUGUUCGCGAGGAGAGUUCGGGAGCUCAGCCAUGUCGCUGGUCAUGAAUUUCGAUGCAGAAGCGUAG
Molecule: messenger RNA, 2004 nt
Organism: Ornithodoros turicata
Lineage: Eukaryota; Metazoa; Arthropoda; Arachnida; Ixodida; Argasidae
Product: neprilysin-1-like
Exons: 3
Coding region: 1-2004 (667 amino acids)
Biological process (GO): protein processing
Cellular component (GO): plasma membrane
Molecular function (GO): metalloendopeptidase activity
Source: RefSeq, a predicted model, not a curated record